Hibiscus syriacus is the source of this 798-nucleotide messenger RNA. RefSeq lists its product as uncharacterized. The transcript has 4 exons. The coding region runs from base 1 to 798 and encodes 265 amino acids. Lineage: Eukaryota; Viridiplantae; Streptophyta; Magnoliopsida; Malvales; Malvaceae. The record is from RefSeq and is a predicted model, not a curated record.
AUGGGUGAGGAAGUAGAUUAUGCGUUACUAUAUUUCAUGUUCACAGGACCAAUGACAGGGACUGCUGGUCCACAUGAUUUUCCGGAUACUGAUAGAAGCUCCGAGGAUGAAACUGCAGUUAACAUUGCCAUUUGUGAAGGGAUCAGACAAGAACUGUUGGAGGAACAUAAUAUAAUGGACGGCGAGAUCAUUUCAUUAGAACAAGCUGGUGAAGGUUUAGAUUCAGGGAAUUUGGAGCCAUAUACUGGGAUGACUUUUCAGUCCCUAGAUGAUGCAAGGGAUUUUUAUUUCGUAUAUGCCAAGCGCACUGGAGAAGGUUUUCGAGCUGCAAAGCAUACACAUAGAAAAGACAAGGUUCUUCCUCCAAGGCCGGUAACAAGAGAAGGGUGCAAAGCAAUGAUAAGGUUGGCAGCUAGGGAUGGGGGUAAAUGGGUUGUUACCAAAUUUGUAUGUGAACACAGCCACAAGUUAAUGUCACACUGCAAAUUUCCCGGAGAACUGCCAACUGUUAACAUGCUCACCGAGGAAGAGAAAGAUAAAAAAAUACAGGAUUUAUACAAAGAGCUACAGCAUGAAAAAGAACGGUCUGCUGCAUUUCAACAACUACAGAUGAUUUUCAAAGAUCUUGAAGAACAUGCUGAAUUCAUGUCGGUUAGAGUUGAAGACAUAGUUGACAGCCUGAAAAGGGUUGAACUCGAUGAUUGUAGCUCAAGUAGCCGCGAACACCUGAGACUGCUAAAAUCAGCCCUCGGGCUACAACAUUCUAAGUGUUCUGAGGCUGACAUUGUAGUUCAUUAG